UAUGCUCCUGAAAUUUUGAGGUUGGCACAUAGUAGCUUAUUAGUUUAGAUAAUUUUAUUGCUGAAAUUAUCGAAAUUUUAUCAAUAAUAUCCAUGUAAAUGUUGCCAUAUCCUCGAGUAAAUAAAAUUUUUUCGUAGUGUAAAAAAUUUUGAGCAUCCUAAUUUUAUCUCCCUAACAAGACUUAACUUUAUUUUAGUGACUCCGAAGCGACUGUUUAUCAGAUAAAGUGACUGUAAUGGCUGAUCCAAGUGAUUUAGAUCGACAAAUAGAGCAAUUAAAAAAAUGUGAAAUAAUUAAAGAAGCUGAAGUAAAAGCAUUAUGUGCUAAAGCACGGGAAAUUCUCAUAGAAGAAAGUAAUGUCCAACGAAUCGAUUCACCUGUUACCGUAUGUGGCGAUAUUCACGGCCAGUUUUAUGAUUUAAAAGAACUUUUUAAAGUUGGAGGUGACGUGCCAGAAACAAAUUAUUUAUUUAUGGGUGAUUUUGUUGAUCGAGGAUUUUACAGUGUUGAAACAUUCCUUUUACUUCUGGCGUUAAAAGUACGUUAUCCGGAUCGAAUUACAUUAAUCCGUGGUAAUCAUGAAUCACGACAAAUUACACAAGUAUACGGAUUUUAUGAUGAAUGUCUUCGUAAAUACGGUAGUAUUACAGUGUGGCGGUAUUGCACUGAAAUUUUUGAUUACUUAUCUUUAUCUGCAAUUAUUGAUGGAAGAAUAUUCUGCGUACACGGUGGCCUUUCUCCGAGCAUUCAAACUUUGGAUCAAAUACGAACUAUAGAUCGAAAGCAAGAAGUUCCUCAUGAUGGACCCAUGUGUGAUUUGUUAUGGUCUGAUCCCGAAGAUACUCAAGGAUGGGGAGUUUCACCCAGAGGGGCAGGUUAUUUAUUCGGUAGUGAUGUUGUAGCACAAUUUAAUUCUGCGAAUGAUAUUGAUAUGAUAUGUAGAGCUCAUCAGUUGGUUAUGGAAGGUUACAAAUGGCAUUUUAAUGAGACAGUCCUCACUGUAUGGUCUGCUCCAAACUACUGUUAUCGAUGUGGUAAUGUCGCUGCUAUUUUAGAACUAAAUGAACAUUUGCAACGAGACUUUACAAUAUUUGAAGCUGCGCCACAAGAAAGUCGAGGUAUACCUAGUAAAAAGCCGCAAGCAGAUUAUUUCUUAUAAAAUUUGUGUCGAUUCUCCGACAAAAUAUCUAAUUCAAUUUGUAAUAAUUAUAAUUCUCCAUUAUAUUGUCAAGUUCUACUUGCAAUGAACCAUUUGAUUAUUCGUUGUUUCACGUACUGUAUCAUUAUCGAAAAUAUCUUUUAUAAGCAUUAAUAAAAAACCAAAUAUGACUUUCA
This is a messenger RNA of Cotesia glomerata, 1335 nucleotides long. RefSeq names its product serine/threonine-protein phosphatase 4 catalytic subunit (gene Pp4-19C). The record is from RefSeq and is a predicted model, not a curated record. Bases 236 to 1159 code for a protein of 307 amino acids. Gene Ontology annotation, molecular function: protein serine/threonine phosphatase activity. Gene Ontology annotation, cellular component: cytoplasm; nucleus. Gene Ontology annotation, biological process: double-strand break repair via homologous recombination; peptidyl-serine dephosphorylation. Lineage: Eukaryota; Metazoa; Arthropoda; Insecta; Hymenoptera; Braconidae. The transcript has 6 exons.